AUGGGAACUCGAUCAAGUCGAACAACAGAAGACUUGGUCGAGCUAGAUUUCACCACGGGUAGAAAGAGAAGUCAGAGAACUCAUAGGGUACAAGUGGAACCUGAGGUGCUUGUAACUGAAACCAUGGAUGUACCAAAGGGUAAUGGAAACCCUUUGGGCAAUGGACUCGGUCGAGCUAGGCAACCUCGACCGAUUGGUCUAGGAGAUGCUCCAAACCGCCAUCAACAAAGACAAGGGAUUGUCCCACCACCUGUUGAUGUCUUUUGGAGCAUUCUGGAGCAUAUGGGACAUGAGGAGCAUGGAGGGACUUGGCACAUGGAAGCAGCUCAACUGGAUACGCAAAGGAAGAAGGGAGAAGCCAUCUUGAAGACCAGCUCGACCGUCUACUCGACCAACCGGUCGAGUUCCUCAACUCGACCGGCCAAGCUUCAACUCGAUCGAGCUGAGAAGUCAACAGUCAAACCCGAAAAAUGUUGCUUCCCCCUUGACUUUCCUUUGACCCUAAACCUAAUCCUCUUUGUAUUUAAAGGCUAA
Microthlaspi erraticum is the source of this 534-nucleotide messenger RNA. The record is from the annotation of a GenBank genome assembly. NCBI's taxonomy places the organism in Eukaryota, Viridiplantae, Streptophyta, Magnoliopsida, Brassicales, Brassicaceae.